AUGGGAUUCUUUUCACCUGGUGGUAGCUGGAAAUAUUUGUCUGUUAAAGUAAGCACUAUGGAUGCUGAUCUGGAGAAAAUUACCGUGGAGCCAGACUGUACAGGACGACAGCUGUUUGAUACGGUUUGCAGGAUUAUUGGUCUAAGGGAAAUUUGGUUUUUUGGUUUGCAGUUUGUGAAUAAAAAAGGGAUUCCGUGCUGGUUACAAAUGGAUAAGAAAAUAAGUAAACAGGAAGUGCCUAAACAAGAAGAUGGUUCGAUGCAUCUCAUAUUUCUUGUGAAGUUUUAUCCAGAAGAUGUCGAAGAAGAACUUAUACAAGAUAUAACGCGUCAUCUUUUCUUCCUUCAAAUCAAACAAAGUAUUCUAAGUAUGCAACUAUAUUGUUCUGCUGAAGCAUCUGUUCUUCUUGCAUCAUACGCUGUACAGGCAAUUCAAGGUGACUGUGUGGAAAGUUCGAAAUUGCAAUUAAGUGAGUUAUUGCCGGAAUGUGUAAUCAAACAGUACGAUAUGACACCACAAAUGUGGGAGGAACGUAUCAAACGGUGGUGGAUAAAUAAUAGUGGGCAAAGCAGGGAAGAUGCAGAAAUGGAAUAUCUGCGGGUUGCACAAGACUUAGAAAUGUAUGGAAUUCAGUACUACCCUAUAUGUAAUAACAAAGAAACGGAUUUAACACUCGGUGUAUCUGCACAAGGAAUUGGGAUUUACAAAGAAUCUAAUCGAAUUACACCACGGCCAUUCUUCUCCUGGAGCGAGAUUAAGAACAUUUCAUUCAAAAAUAAAGUAUUUAAUAUGAGGACAAUGGACAAAAGUACGAUUACAUUUCGUGCAAAAGAUAUCUCUAUCAAUAUGAGCAUAUUGGAUUUAUGCGUUGGUACCCAUAAUUUAUACUUACGAAGACGUCAGCCAGAUUUGCUCGAAGUGCAGCAAAUGAAAGCUCAAGCUAAAGAGCAGAGAAUUAGACGAAUUCAAGAACAAAACCGUUUAUCUCGUGAACGAGAACAGCGUAUACAGGCAGAAGCAGAGCGAGAUCGAUAUAAAAAUGAAAUAGCCGCAAUCAACGAACAACUACGCAACAUGAAGGAGGCUAUGAAAAAAACCGAGGAAAAUGCGCAUUUAAUGGCAGAAAAAGCGCGAGUAUCUGAAGAAGAGGCUCUUGUAUUAUCAAAAAGAGCUAGCGAAGCUGAAGCAGAAUGUCAGCGCAUGAAACUUUCACAAAUCAAGGUAGAAGCUCAAAUUUACACUUUUUUUUGGAGUUCAAAAUUAUGUUUGUGCUAUGGAUGGGGUAAAGGAUUAUAA
Molecule: messenger RNA, 1296 nt
Organism: Brugia pahangi
Lineage: Eukaryota; Metazoa; Nematoda; Chromadorea; Rhabditida; Onchocercidae
Source: the annotation of a GenBank genome assembly